Molecule: messenger RNA, 1035 nt
Organism: Lingula anatina
Lineage: Eukaryota; Metazoa; Brachiopoda; Lingulata; Lingulida; Lingulidae
Product: mammalian ependymin-related protein 1-like
Biological process (GO): cell-matrix adhesion
Cellular component (GO): extracellular region; lysosome
Molecular function (GO): calcium ion binding
Source: RefSeq, a predicted model, not a curated record
AUGGAACAUUAUAGAUUUGUCUAUGAUGCCGUAAUGCAGCGUAAAGUGAUCUUCGACAACAUUCUUUUACACCCAGGGAGGAAACGCUACGAAUACCUCAUACUCAAUGAUGUUAAUGUUAUGUACCGGAUCGACCGUCAGAGCAAGAAGUGUGAGAAAAUGUUUCCAGGGCCAUGGCGACCCUACGGCAUUCCACCAAUGGCCACUUUUAAAACGGAGUAUGAAAUCGGUUAUCCCGGCGAGGAUUUCACUGCACAAGAAUGGAUAUUCAAGGAAAAAGAUAGUGAUGCUGUAUUAUGGAGGGGAGUUUAUGGCCUGAAAUAUUGCUUCCCAGUCGUGGAAACAUUUUUCAAUCCCAACAACAGAUCCGAAUCCAACACAAUUAACUUCUACGAUAUAGCUUCAGGCAUUCCAGACCCUACUGUGUUUCUACCGCCCAGUGAGUGUAGAGAUGCCGUGUUGGUGCACGAAAAACCACCUGCUUAUUUCUAGAGAAAAUUUAUAAGAAGCUGAAGAUAAAUCAUUUUGUUUUUUGCAUUAGUGUCAACACAGAAGCUAGAAAAGGUCGUUUACUGUUACUGUCAAUGAGGAUAUAUAAAAAAGCAUUGCUGAAACAGAGAAUGUAAUGUCCACAUGUUGCAAACUUUUUGGAGGAUUUCCGUUAUUAUUGGAUAAGUCUUGACUUGCUUAUAUGUUUUGUCGAGUAUCACAUUGUAUUAUAUUAUCUCUGCUUCUUAUUUUCAAUAUUUUCAAUAAUUAUGUUAAUAAUAAAUAUGAAUAAACACUAUAAACAAUCACUUCUAAAUUUACUCUAUGUAUAAGCGUUCAAACUUUUUUCUUUACGAAACAAAAGAAACCAUUAUCUCUACAAGAACAGUCUUGUACUCCAUCGUGUUCUAGGAAUGAAUUCGCAUAUGACACAAUUUCUACACCAUCGGCUUAAAACUCAUAUGGUGCAAUGAAGUUGCAAUGCAGUUAUCGUUACGACCUGAAUUUGCGCGAUUUUCAUUAUUUUAGAUUACUUUGCUAUUUUGU